AUGCUUGCUCGUGUAGAGAUAGAGAACACCGAUGGCGCGCUGGUUCUUCGUUACAACAACCCAGUUGUUGGUCCUAUUUCAGCUGGAACACCGACCUUCUCUUUAGCCGAGAAACGCAAUGGCCUGCUCUAUAAGGGAUUCUUCCUUUUAUCCGAAGAUCAGUAUAUUGCCAGAGAAGUCCUAAAGGCUCUUAUUCGCAACUUAGCAAUUGAUAAUGAAGGAUUUAUUCAUCGCAAACAUGCUACUCUUUAUGCCUACAUCGACAAUUAUCUGACCACUCGUAAUCCAGCCUUUUCCAUUCCUCGUAAACACCGUACUAAUGAUGCACUGCAACUAAGUGUGAUGGCUAAAAAGCGGGUUUAUGUUGAUGUGAUAGAUACAAUUGCCCAGCGCGUUCUGCAUGGCCAGCCCUCUACAAUGGCCUACGGCCAAAUAGUCACCCGACCAACCGAUAAUGUUGGGGCUAUGGCUCUUAAAAUAGACUCUCGCUCGCUUUGUGGUCUGCGCAAUAUUCAAUUUAACCCCCUUGUCUCAACUAAGCGCGAAGGCAUUACGACUUUUGUGACCGCGCCUUCUAAAGAGACCGUCUUAAUGAAUUAUACCUUUAACUGCAAGGAAGAUGCUCUUCCCAUCGUUAAAAUAGUCCUUAUUGAUGCCAAAACCAUCGAAGUAAUGCUUUGUCUGGACACUGAUGCCAUUCCUGAAUCUUUCCGGGCCACCCUUUCUUUUGACUUCACGCCAGGUCAUCUUAGUGUGGAGUGCAAACAAGGCAGCUAUGAAUACGUGCCCACAAUGCGCAGUUUGGUUUGGAAGCUCACUUCCGGUCGGAAUGCUUCAAUUACAGUCCAUUGCUCUGAACCCCAUCGGGCCGCAGCCACGCUUAAGUACAAAUACUGUUUCAGCCGUAAGGCCAUUUCUAGUGUGCUAGUUAAUGGACUCUCCUCAGAGGCAGAUGAGAAUUGGAUUAAGCACACUACCGUAGUUACGGGAUACCUUCGAGCAACUGAAUAA
Molecule: messenger RNA, 1011 nt
Organism: Nematocida homosporus
Lineage: Eukaryota; Fungi; Microsporidia
Exons: 1
Coding region: 1-1011 (336 amino acids)
Source: RefSeq, a predicted model, not a curated record